GACGGGUCACAGAAUUCGGCGUAACACCACCCAACCUAGCGACUCUCGGAACUCCCUCAGCCAAUCAGAAUUCAGCCGGGAUCGCUUCCUGCCCAGCUCGACGCCGGCCCGGCACACAGUCGGUGUUUCCCUGCGCCCGGGGAGUGAAUUUAACCGCCUAAAAAGUUGGUGUUGUUCAGGUCAUAUAGCCAGAUAGUUCGAUAUUACAAGUGAGGCACAUGUGAGAGAUGGGAGAGAAGGAUGCUAAAGGAGAAGGGAGCGCCAAGCACAGUGAAGCUGUGAAGCUGAGGAGGCUGAGUGACCAUGAACGCACCGCGGGCGGAGGAGAUGGGAACAAGCACAGUGCAAAGUCAACUAAACCUACAGAGAAAUCUGACAAUAGGAAGUCUCAUAAGAAGGUCAAGACACCUAAGAUGGAGCCAGCUGACAAUCACAGCGAGUCGGUGAAACAGGAGCCAGUGGAUGAUGACUUUGCAGGAAAGAAGAAAGGGGUGAAAAGGAAAAGAAUUAAGGAUGAGCCCAUGGAAGGCCCUUCACUUUCCACUUCUGCCCCUACCUCAAAGAAAAAAAAUAAGCAACAUGGGCAGGAAGAAGAGAGUGGUGGAGAAGCUCAAAAGAAAAAGCCAAAGAAGAAAACAGAAAAGACAGUGAAGAAGGAGGAAGGGGAGCAUUCGGCCCCCAAAAAACCAAAGAAGACAAAAGAGGAGAUCGAGGAGGCAAGACAGUUGAAGAUCAAGAAGAAAGAGGAGGAGGAGCAGAAUCGCUGGAGAUGGUGGGAGGAAGAGAAGUAUGAAGAUGGGGUGAAAUGGAAGUUCCUCGAACACAAUGGACCCUACUUCCCUCCUGAGUACCAGCCUCUUCCAGACAACGUUAACUUCUACUAUGGUGGUAAGAAGGUGAAGUUGAGUGUCACAGCUGAGGAAGUGGCGUUGUUCUUUGCCCAGAUGUUGGACCACGAGUACACCACCAAGAAGGUGUUCCGGGAGAAUUUCUUUAAAGAUUGGAGGAAGGAAAUGACCCAUGAAGAGAGAUCACUGAUUCAAAAUCUUGACAAAUGUGACUUUGGAGAGAUUCAUGCUAUGCAUAAAGCCAAGGUGGAGGCCAGGAAAAACAUGACCAAAGAGGAGAAACUGGCUUUGAAAGAGGCCAACCAGAAGAUAGUGGACGAGUACGGCUACUGUCUACUGGACCACCACAAAGAGCGCAUUGGCAACUUUAAGAUUGAGCCUCCAGGGCUGUUCCGGGGUAGAGGCGAGCAUCCCAAACAGGGCAUGCUGAAGAAAAGGAUCCAACCAGAGGAUGUCAUCAUCAACUGCAGCAAAGAAGCCCGUGUCCCCGUGCCGCCUGCUGGUCACCACUGGAAGGAGAUUCGACAUGACAACACUGUGACAUGGCUGGCCAGCUGGACUGAGAAUAUCCAGGGAUCUAUUAAAUACAUCAUGCUCAAUGCCAACUCAAAACUCAAGGGCGAGAAGGACUGGGAGAAAUAUGAGGUUGCUCGGAAACUGAAGUUGUGCGUGGACGACAUCCGUAACCAGUACCACCAGGAUCUCAAAUCUAAACAGAUGGGAACACGGCAAAGAGCUGUGGCCCUCUACUUCAUAGACAAGCUGGCACUGAGAGCUGGUAAUGAGAAGGAAGAAGGAGAGACGGCAGACACAGUGGGCUGUUGCUCGCUGCGCGUCGAGCACAUCACCCUUCACGAGGAACUGGAAGGCAGCAAGUAUGUGGUAGAAUUCGACUUCCUGGGUAAAGACUCCAUUCGCUACUACAACAAGGUCCCUGUUAUCAAGAAGGUUUUUAAGAAUCUGAAUCUCUUCAUGGAGAACAAGCAGCCGGGAGAUGACCUCUUUGACCGCCUUAAUACAAACAUGCUGAACAAGCACCUGAGUUCUCUCAUGGCAGGCCUGACUGCAAAGGUCUUCAGGACAUACAACGCCUCCAUAACUUUACAGCAGCAGCUCAAAGAGCUCACAAACAAGUCAGACAAUGAGGCAGAGAGACUGCUGGCCUACAACAGGGCUAACAGAGCAGUUGCCAUCCUGUGUAACCACCAGCGGGCGCCGCCAAAGACCUUCGAUCAGUCUAUGGCUAACCUUCAGGCAAAGAUUGAGGCUCGGAGAGAACAGCUGGAGCUAGCAAAGACGGAGCUGAAGCAGGCCAAGAAAGAGGCGAAAACAAAAGGCAGCUCAGACUCCAAGCUGCAGACGCUGGUGGAGCGGAAGAAGGCAGCUGUGAAGCGCUGUGAGGACCAGCUGCUGAAGAUGGAGGUCCAGGCGACUGACAGAGAAGAAAACAAACAGAUUGCACUGGGUACCUCCAAGCUUAACUAUCUGGACCCACGCAUUAGCGUGGCUUGGUGAGUAAAUACUAACACUCUAACAACCUCGAUUGUCAUCAUUUAAUCAACAGAUUUACAGAACACUAGCUGAAAGUAAUUGUCAAUAAUGCAGAAAACGUAUGUGUAGCAUAGCUUAGUUUCCAGUAAAUGUGGAAAUAGCUAUUUGUUCUUUAAACCUUUUUAUUUAUGCCGUUACACUAUCUGUAGUUUUCCUCUAUUACCUCAAAGCAAAUCAAAAUGUGUUAUUCCAGUAGCUCAUCUUCAAAUAUACAUUGUUAGUAAUGAGCUUCUUUCCCAUACCAGUGCUACUGUAUAUUAAACAUGCUCAUGAAGUCAACUAUAUAUUAAAAGGCCUGUAAAUCAUCACACAUGUAUAGCCCAUUGCUUUUAUUUACCUUUUCUUCUACUUGUGUUGCAGCAGUGUGUUUAUAUUGUCAAUCUGUUGUGUUACUUAAGAGAAAAAGAUUUUGAGACGUGUUAGAAGAUUACCUGGUGUGUUAAACUGAAUCUUUAUUUUGCAGCGUAUGCUUAACAAUCUUUUCCCCAUAUGUUCAGGUGUAAGAACAUGGAGGUACAGGUAGACAAAAUCUACAAUAAGAGCCAAAGGGACAAGUUCGCCUGGGCCAUCGACAUGACGGAGGCGGACUUUGUGUUCUGACCUCAAACUUGUAAAACUCCGGUCUCAUUAACUGAUAAGAUGCCAUUAAGGAACCAUUCACUUUAUAAUACAUACAGUACUUUGAUAUUGCAUUUAGAAUAUGUUCAAAUUGUGUAACACUUUGUUUCCUGCUGUCCAGUUCUGUUUCAUGCACUUUAUUUUGAAGGUUGGUUGGUCGUUUUGUUUGUAAAGUUUGUGUUUGCUUUAAUCUAAAUAAAGGUUCCUACCAUGCAAA
Larimichthys crocea (large yellow croaker) is the source of this 3234-nucleotide messenger RNA. Its product is annotated as DNA topoisomerase I, mitochondrial. Gene Ontology annotation, biological process: DNA replication; chromosome segregation; DNA topological change. The transcript has 20 exons. Gene Ontology annotation, cellular component: chromosome; nucleolus. NCBI's taxonomy places the organism in Eukaryota, Metazoa, Chordata, Actinopteri, Sciaenidae. The coding region runs from base 228 to 2363 and encodes 711 amino acids. Gene Ontology annotation, molecular function: DNA topoisomerase type I (single strand cut, ATP-independent) activity; DNA binding. The record is from RefSeq and is a predicted model, not a curated record.